Messenger RNA from Neomonachus schauinslandi (Hawaiian monk seal), 1471 nucleotides. RefSeq names its product zinc finger protein 200 (gene ZNF200). Lineage: Eukaryota; Metazoa; Chordata; Mammalia; Carnivora; Phocidae. The transcript has 5 exons. The record is from RefSeq and is a predicted model, not a curated record. Bases 260 to 1471 code for a protein of 403 amino acids.
CCCGGCCGUCCUCCCCAACUGACGGUUCCUCACGCCAAUAGUCACCGGCGGCCUGUGAGGACACUCGGAAGGGCGAGGGGAGGGCUCGGCCUCUCGCGCCUAGUUUCCCGGUCUCUGCGCCGGGGUCUCUGGGCCGUCCCCUGCGAGCGCCCAGGGGCGGCAGAGCCCCUGAGAGCUCGGCUCUCUGACAGAUUUCCUUCAGUAAGAGGUGACUCCUGAAGCUCUGCAAAACGAGUGUGGUGUGUGAUUGCAAGGAGUGAUGGCUGCAAAAGUGGUUCCAAUGCCCCUAAAGCCAAAGCGGUCCUUUAUACUGAGAGUUCCUCCGGACUCCAAGCUGGGCCAAGACCUACUUCGAGAUGCUACUAGUGGGCCCAAGACCAUCCACCAGCUGGUUCUGGAGCACUUCCUCACCUUCCUGCCCAAGCCAAGCCUGGUCCAGCCCAAUCAGAAAGUCAAGGAGACCUUGGUUAUUAUGAAGGAUGUGAGCUCAAACUUUCAGAACAGACUGCAACCUCAUCCCAUGGUGAAGCUUCUGCCCAGAGAAGGAAUCCAGCAGAAACAGGACACAGUGUCGCUGUAUUUGAAAACUGAGCCUGAGGAACUGGUGGUCUUUGAGGAUUUGAAUAUAUUUCAUUCCCAAGAAGAAUGUGUGAGCCUGGAUGCUACUCAACAGCCCACCUCAGAGAAGGAAGACAAUGUUGGGGAGAUGAUGUUACUGGUUAAUGACAUUAAUCCUGAGAGUGAAGAUCUUCAGAAGGAAACUGUAGAGAAUGAAGAUCAUAGAGAGGAGACUUCAGAUUGUGAUGAAGUAGAUUAUUCUGUGGUCUCUGAGGAAUCACCAGAUUGCCAUAAAGAAAGACUAAAUACAUCUAUUCCCAAGCAAAGGAAAAUGAGAAAUCUUCUAGUUACCAUUGAAAAUGAUACUCCACUAGAGGAACUCUCAAAAUACGUGGAUAUCAAUGUGAUUGCACUUAGCCGAAAUCGGAGAACAAGAAGAUGGUACACUUGUCCGCUGUGUGGGAAACAGUUUAAUGAAAGUUCUUACCUUAUUUCCCACCAGAGGACUCACACUGGAGAAAAACCCUAUGACUGUAGUCACUGUGGGAAAAGCUUCAAUCAUAAAACAAACCUUAAUAAACAUGAGCGAAUCCAUACAGGAGAGAAACCUUAUUCAUGUUCUCAGUGUGGGAAAAACUUUCGUCAAAACUCUCAUCGGAGUCGCCAUGAAGGAAUCCAUAUAAGGGAGAAGAUAUUUAAGUGUCCAGAAUGUGGGAAAACCUUCCCAGAGAACAAAGAAUUUGUGCUUCAUCUGCAGAGUCAUGAGGCUGAAAGGCCAUAUAGUUGCAAAAAAUGUGGGAGAAGAUUUAGUCGGCUGUCCAACUGUACCCGGCAUGAAAAAACCCACUCAGCGUGUAAGACCCGAAAGCAGAAAUGGGAUCAAGAAAGGUCUGAUGAUCCUGCCUCAACCUGA